AUGGCUGCUGCGGCCAGGAGUCCCCUCCGGGACCUCUACGAAGAAGUCACUUGUCCCAUCUGCCUGGAGUGUUUCAAGGAACCGGUGACCAUAACCAUCUGCGGGCACAACUUCUGCCGCGCCUGCUUGAGCUGCUACGGUCAAGGACCCGAGAUUAGCGGCACCUCCUGCCCCCACUGCAGAAAAACCUUCGACCAUAGGCAAAACAUCAUCCCCAACCGGCUGCUGGCCAACGUGGUGGAGAUCGCGGAGAAGUUCCGACGGGCGGAAGAAAGCCCGGCCGAAGCCAACUUGUGUGAAAAGUACCACCGACCCGUGAAAGUCAUCUGUGGGCAACAAACCGUCCUCCACUGUGCCAUCUGCGGCCCCACCAAGCCGACCAAGAGUAACCAUGGGAGCCCAACCAUGCAAAAGACCAACGAUACAACUACGGAACACACUGACAGGAAUACAUUGGUGGAGAUGCUUAAGGAAGGAAAACAAAAUGUGUUGGCACAACAGUCAGACAAAAAGAAGAAAAGCAAGGAUUUGCUGAGACAAAUAAAAGCGGAGCGAGCAGAGGCGACAUCUCUGUUCAAAGAUCUCCACCACUUCCUGGAAGAGCAAGAAAAACAAUUCCUGGCCCAGAUGGUAGAAGUAGAGGAGGAGAUUACCAGAAAAAGAGAUUCCUUCAUGUCUUUCUUUUCCCAGGAACUUUCACUCUAUGAAACGAUCAUCCAGAAGAUACAAACUUCUCAGCAGCCCAACAACGCUCUCUUUAAGGAAAUCUUAAAAAGCUUCCAGAGUGAAGAAAAGAUUACAGACCGUCCAUCUUUCCAACCUGCCCUGAAAUGGAGAAUUUGGGACUUCUGUGAUAUCAAUCACACCUUGAAAGAAAUCACAAAACGCUUUAAAGAUACUUGGUUAUCUGGCCUUCAGCUGCAGAAAGCAAACAUAACCCUGGAUCCAGACACAGCUCAUCCUCAACUCACCCUGUUCCUGGAUGGCAAAACAGUGGAACUAGGCGAACGUUGUCAAGAAUUGCCCAACAACCCUGCAAGAUUUGACUUUCUGUCUGUGGUGUUGGGACGUGAAGAAUUCAAGGGGGGGCGGCAUUUCUGGGAAGUCAACGUAGAGAGUCAGAAAGAAUGGGCAGUGGGGAUUUCUCUGAAGAGUGUGAAAAGGAAGGAUUCGUUCUCCUUGAAUACAGCAGAAGGGAUCAGUAUGUUGGGAAGAUGGCGUGGUGAUUACAGGUUCUCCCUCCCACCUAAUCCUCUUCCUCACAUCCCGGACAAGAAAUUUAAAAAAAUCCGGGUGUGUCUAAACUGUGCUGUGGGGAAGAUUUCAUUUUUUGAUGCCGAGACUGGAAUUCUGCUCUAUUCAACAACCUCCUUUCCAGGAGAGGUCGUCCUUCCCUUCUUUUGGCUGGGAUCAUACGCCCAGCUCAGCCUCUGCCAAUGAGCCCUUCCAGUGGGGCCCCUGUAAGAAUUCCAGAUGUUGGCACCAACCCUUGUUUCCUUUUUUGGCAGUUGGGUUUCCUCGAUGUUCAGGAAGAAUGCAUCACACACGCACACACACAAUAAAGCAAUACAGAGCAGAGCUGAGGUGGUGCAGUGGUUAGAGUUAGCG
This is a messenger RNA of Thamnophis sirtalis, 1608 nucleotides long. Its product is annotated as E3 ubiquitin-protein ligase TRIM7. The record is from RefSeq and is a predicted model, not a curated record. Gene Ontology annotation, molecular function: protein binding. NCBI's taxonomy places the organism in Eukaryota, Metazoa, Chordata, Lepidosauria, Squamata, Natricidae.